AUGCAGUUCCCAACGCCCGAACGAAGACGCAGACUUCCGGCAAACUGUCGAUGGCCGCUGUCGCUUGUGCUGGUCUUGGUCACCUUUUUCGUGAUCUUUUUUGCGUAUAAUAGUCCGUCCCUGGGCGACUCGAACAUCCUAUCGAGUUACUCUCUUGAAGAUAUCAAGCCAUCGUCGGAUCCUCGACACUCAGACCUGAGGCGUUUGAUUCCGCAAAUAUACAAACCCUUCAUCCAUCCCAUUACUGCCGAGUCGUUCAUCGGCGACAACAACGUUGAAUACAAGCUCACGCAACCACCGCGAUUCACCAAGCCGCUUGGCAGGAAUGUUCUUCUUCUCGAUGUUGACACGCGCUCGCUGGAUGGAGAGGGCGGCAUGAUGCGCGACGAGAUUGACUACCAUGCUUUGACCCCCCAUACGGCCGGGAUGCUCGGCCAUUAUCUCUACGUAAGACGCUUUCUAGCAAUGAUCCACGGCUACGAUUACAAGUUCAUUCAAGCUCCUAGUUAUACGGACCGACAUCAAACAUGGGUCAAGGUGCCUAUGAUCCGUGAAGCUCUCAAGACAUACGACUAUGUUGUCUUCAUGGACGCCGACGCCGUCUUCAACCAUCACCAUCUGCCUCUCGAAUGGCUUUUCAACCACUGGAACAUCACCAGUGAGACCUUGAUAGCAAUGGCACUGGACCCGUCCAUGGAUUUCAACAAAGACGAGCAUGGAAACGUCAACCUCAACACAGGCUUCAUCAUCGCCCAGGCAAGCCCGCGCGCGACCGAAAUGUUUAACAUUUGGGAAGAUUGCGUCACCGAAGACCGGUACGCCAACUGCUCCAAGUGGCGCUACGAGUGGAGUCACGAACAGGCAGCAUUCAGCAACUAUUUGCGCUACGAAUAUUCAGGGGAAUCCGAGGUAAUCUCGCUACCCUGCGCAGAAGCGAACGGCUAUCCUAGCCGAGCCGAGCUCGGCUGCACCGGCGAGUUUGUGCGCCACUUCUGGCAAGAUAAAGGUCAGACCGUGUCUGCGCUACAGGACGCCGUGACCCAGUAUACCACUCUUAGAUUGCAUGAGCAAUUUCAUAACCAGCUGGAGCACACCCUCGUCAAUGCAACUGAUACCACGCUGCCGCUGCAAUCUGGCGAGGAAGUGGUUAUAUAA
Molecule: messenger RNA, 1155 nt
Organism: Talaromyces atroroseus
Lineage: Eukaryota; Fungi; Ascomycota; Eurotiomycetes; Eurotiales; Trichocomaceae
Exons: 3
Coding region: 1-1155 (384 amino acids)
Biological process (GO): protein N-linked glycosylation
Cellular component (GO): Golgi membrane
Molecular function (GO): glycosyltransferase activity
Source: RefSeq, a predicted model, not a curated record